This is a messenger RNA of Brienomyrus brachyistius, 2858 nucleotides long. RefSeq names its product ankyrin repeat domain 34C (gene ankrd34c). NCBI's taxonomy places the organism in Eukaryota, Metazoa, Chordata, Actinopteri, Osteoglossiformes, Mormyridae. The transcript is spliced from 2 exons. Gene Ontology annotation, molecular function: protein binding. The record is from RefSeq and is a predicted model, not a curated record. Bases 361 to 1914 code for a protein of 517 amino acids.
GUUUCAUUCAGCCAGCGGUAAGUUAUUUAUACCCCCAACAUCUUGGGUGUUUUUCCAGAGCUGCCUGAUAGGGAUGCUGCCAUCGGACUCAUCUGGUGACUUACCGUAGGAAUAGAUCCACCCACAUCUCCGUUUAGUUAUAGCGGCAAAGGCGUAUAGAAGUAUGUUCGAAACAGGAGCUCUGCUGAUGAAGAAACUCAGAAAGAGAGAAUAAUGCCGGUGAAUUUCAGGACGCCCCCGGAGAACUGGACCUUAACAGCCUGACAUUUCGGCAUAUUCUGAAACUGCACAACUAUCACCUCAUGGGCAGGCUUUAAUGCGACGCCAGACCUGAGGGAAGCAGUCAGAACCCUGGUCUGGAUGAUGGACGACAUGCUGGAGCUUCGGACGGACGGAAACUCGCUGCUGAAGGCCGUGUGGCUCAGGCGCUUGCGUCUGACGCGGCUGCUGCUAGAGGGCGGGGCUUAUAUAAACGAGAGCAAUGAGCGAGGUGAGACGCCACUCAUGGUGGCCUGCAUGUCCCGUCACAGCGACCAGCAGAGCACCAGCAAGGCCAAACUGGUCAAGUACCUUCUGGAGAAUAAGGCUGACCCCAACAUCCAGGAUAAGGCAGGCCGGACGGCCCUCAUGCACGCCUGCAGCCAGAAGGCAGGCCACCAGGUGGCGUCCCUGCUACUGAGCAAUGGCGCAGACCCCAGCAUAGAGGACCGCGGUGGGGCCUCGGCGCUUGUUCAUGCCAUAAAUGCAGAUGACAAGGAAACCUUGAAACUCCUGCUGGAUGCUUGCAAAGCCAAAGGCAAGGAAGUGAUCAUCAUCACCACGGACAAGUCACCAUCGGGCACCAAAACUACCAAGCAGUACCUUAAUGUCCCCCCAUCCCCCGAGUUGGAGGACAGAUACUCCCCAGACGUGUGCACCUCCCCCUCCGAAAUCACCAUCCAAUCACCGCCGUCCCCCGAAGACGACAAACCACAGGAUGCAGUCCUCGGCUUCCAGGCCAAACGGGCAGCGGGUAGCGGAGGUGGAACCGUCACGCCUAGCAAGCUCCUCGCCGAGCCGGUGUCUCCCAUCAGGAAGCUGGUCAACACUAAACGCGCGCGACUACCACAGCUCAAACGGCUGCAGUCCGAACCGUGGGGCCUCAUCGCCCCCUCGGUCCUGGCUGCGGCCAAAGAGGACUGUAAAAGAGCCAAUUCUGAUGAGGAUGUCAUCGCUGGCCUUAAUGGCCUGGCACUAUCCAAAAGAGCAUCUCUAUCACGGCACAACAGCACUGAGAACAAAGAAGGUUCUAGAUCCUUCCCAUCCAUGGGCGAUCUAUCUUCCAAGGUUCUGCCCACACCUCGUAGGAUGUCUCACGAUAAGCCCCUCGCCCAGACCGGUGGCAUUCCUACAUGCAUGCCAGUGAGCCUGAGGGACACCAUGCAUUGGAAGAUUCUGGGAAGUGAGCUCUCUGACUCGGACUCACAGCUGUACUGUGACCCAGGUGUGCUGGACUCUCCCAGGGCAGCCUUGGAGCGGAGGAAGAAUAACAUGUCUCCGCGGGCCAUACUGAGCGGCUCGCGGGAAUCGCUUGACAGCAGCGCUGGCACGUCUCCCGCCACAGCCCGCCGCAGGGACCCAGGGCUGCUGGAACGGCGUGGAUCCGGCACCCUGCUCCUGGACCACAUCUCCCACACACGGCCCGGUUUCCUUCCACCCCUCAAUGUCAACCCCAACCCCCCAAUUCCCGACAUCGGAGCCUGCGGCAAGCCCUCUUCCCCUCUCACCGUGGGCAUCAGAUCCAUCAUACCAAUGGCACCCAACUCACCAAAGAGAGGCACAUCAAAACCCAAGAAAAAGCUGAUGAGGAGACACUCUAUGCAAGUGGAGCAGAUGAAGCAGCUGUCUGGUUUCGAAGAGCCAGCUAAGCAGUAGAGGCACCAGUGAUGCAACUCGUCACACUCACCGGGAGAGAGGAGGUGGCUGCCUUUGAGUCAGAGCCAAACUCUCUGGAACACCUUACGCCGUGUUCUGUUCUGAAUGUUGCAUCGUACUCAGAGCUGCAUCCUUGUGGAUGUUCAGUCUCACAGCUGCGAGCCUCAUUUCGCACACGGGAGCCUAACGAUGGCCUUGGCGGAAGGGAACAUUUGACAAUAGCAAACAGCCUGCAUUUCUGAGCAGUUUAGAAAAUAAACCAAAAGCCAGACACUGGAGGGGAGUGUGUAGUAUUCAUUGCCUUGUCACAUGCCACCUACAAAUUCAUGGUGUAAAAAGCUCUGUAUUUACAUACCCCUGCUGGCCUUCUGUGUCCUUCAAAAGUUCUCGGAGCUGAGAGGUGCGAGAACAUGAAUCUCAGCCAACAGCAUCAAACUUAAAAUGAGAGAGAAGCUUGUGAGGAAAAACCAAUGGAGAUGCUCUUCAAUGAGAAACCAGGAGCAGGGAAGACUUCAUCCUGCAGUUGGAGCCGGAGAGUGUCAGUCUCGCGUCGGUCACAUUAUUGCUACAUUUGGCACAGCGUUGUGUUUUUGUUAUUUUAAAAGCUGUUGUGUGAACCGGCAGUUACAUUACGGUGAUGCGGGUUUUCCAUUGUGAUUCGGUCAGGGGAUUCUUACAAUGUAAAAAGGAGGAAAAUUGCUAAGAAAAUGAUCACUGACAAUGAGCGGUUUCACAUUAGAGUCUCUCUAGCGAUAUGACAAUGCAGGGGUUAAUCGUCUGCAGCCUUUAGUGCUUUAUGGUGCCUUCCGGAUAAAGCAGUUGAGAAAAUCGGUAUAUCAAAGCAGGUUCCUGCUGUUCGUGUUUAUAUAAUAUAUUAUAUAUGCAAAUAACAGAAUGUUUGUCUUCGAUUACUUUGUUUUAAAGGCAUUGUGUGUUUUCUGUGA